This is a messenger RNA of Vespa velutina, 11659 nucleotides long. Its product is annotated as putative GTP-binding protein 6. Bases 409 to 1851 code for a protein of 480 amino acids. The record is from RefSeq and is a predicted model, not a curated record. Gene Ontology annotation, cellular component: cytoplasm. NCBI's taxonomy places the organism in Eukaryota, Metazoa, Arthropoda, Insecta, Hymenoptera, Vespidae. The transcript has 4 exons. Gene Ontology annotation, molecular function: ribosome binding; GTP binding.
UAUUAUGAAAAUGCGUCAUAGUUACAUUGUAGAGAGAUAUGCAUAGAAAGGUGGUAAAUCAAAACAAUGAAAGCAAUUAAACUGUUAGUAAACAAGUAUUAUUAUAUUUUUGAGUACAUCUUGAAUAUUAGAAAAACUCGAAUAUGAAUGAAUUGACACUUCACAUGAGUGACAUUUAUUAAGCAAUUCUUAGUAACUAUGAAAAAGAGGUUAUGUUGUGUUUCGUACAACUUUAAACGUUAUUUAUAUCAUUAAUAUUAUUUUCUACAUAUUGUUUUUUGUUGAAUUAAUUUCUUUUUAUUAAACAAGUCUGAUCAAUUCAAUGCAGUUUUAUACAUGCAAAUAAAUAUAAAUUCUACAUAUUUUUUUCUAAAAGAUUAAAUAAAAAAAAAAAAAAAAGAAAAAAAAAUGUACACUUUAAGAUCUCUCUUUCAUGUUCGAUCAAAUAAAACUUUGUUGAACAAAAGCAUGUAUUUAAUGCAUAAAAAAAUAGACUCAGCAAUAUGUAAUGUUUUAUGUAAAUUCAAACAUACUACAGAAGUAUUAGAAUUUAUUGAAACCGAAGAAGAGCAUGAAUUAUACAAAGAAAUUUCUAAUCAGUAUCUUGGAGUAAUAGCUGGAGGGCAUAAAGUUUUUUUAUUGCAACCAUAUAUAAAAUGGGGUAAAGAUAAGAAAAAGAAUACUACACCAGAAUUGCAAAUGGCUGAAUCAGUAGCACUCGUAGAGAGUUUACCAUAUUGGACUGUAAUAGAUAAAACAUUUGCUCCAUUACUGUCAUUUCAAAAAAAAUAUUUAUUGGGUUCAGGUGGACUUAAUAAUCUUGUGAAACAAAUUAAAAAAAACAAACAAAUUACAGCUAUAUUUAUUAGCAUAAAUUUAUUAAAACAUGUACAAAGAAUGGAACUUCAAAAUGUUUUAGGUUUGCCUAUUUAUGAUCGAUAUUCAAUAAUCAUACAUAUAUUUCGUGAACAUGCUAAAACUCCUGAAGCACAAUUACAGGUAGCUUUGGCUGAAUUGCCAUAUAUUUGGAAGAAAAUGGGUGAAGUUUAUGAUCAACACAGUGGUCAAAUCAAUUUUGAUGAAAAUAGGAAAAAAUUGUUGAAAGCACGUGAAUCCAAGCUGAAAAAGGCAUUAGAGAAAUUGAAGGAAAAUAAAAAAGACAGUAGGAAUCGGAGAAAAAAAUUUGGUUUUCCAAGUAUAACUGUAAUUGGAUAUACAAAUGCUGGAAAAUCAUCUUUAAUAAAAAUAUUAUCAGAAGAUGAAAGCUUAAAACCAAGAAAUCAAUUGUUUGCCACAUUGGACACAAUUUCUUACGAAGGGUUACUUCCAUGUAGACAGAAGGUGUUAUAUGUGGAUACAAUAGGUUUUAUUCAAGAUGUACCAGAAAUGUUACUAGCACCAUUUAUAGUUACUCUUGAAGAUGCUAUAAUCUCUGAUGUUAUUGUACAUGUUUUUGAUAUUAGUCAUCCUGACAUGAAGGCACAAUUUCAACAUGUAGAAAAAAUAAUAAAACCUAUGUUAAAUGAAAACCAAUCAAUAAUAUAUGUGGCUAAUAAAUGUGAUCUUAUUGAUAAGGUUGACAUAGAUGAAAAUACAAUUGCUAUUUCCUGUAAAGAUUUAACAGGUAUUGAUGAAUUAAAAUUAAAAUUAGAACAAGAAAUUUUCAAAGUAACAGGUAGGUCAGUUAAACGUAUUAGAGUAAAAUCUGGAAGUUUAGCAUCAACGUGGUUAUAUAAAUGGACAACGGUAUUAAAUUUAGAACCGGACGCUAAUGAUCCUCAAUAUAUGUUUAUCGAUGUUAUAGCUACUGAUUUAACAAUUAAUGAAUUUAAGCGAUUUUUGAAAGAAUAAAAUUCGAUUACGGUAAUGCAAAUUUUUUCUUGCAAUAUUUAAAAAAAAAAAAAUUAAUAGUAUAUACGUAACUAUAUAGUAUAUAUAUUUAAAUAAUAAUAUUUAGUUCUAUCGAUAGGUAUUUGUUAUCAAAAGAUCAUCUUUUUUUACGACUCAUUCGUAACACAUGCAUAGCACGUGUCUUCCGUCCGGCGGUUUCUUCUAAAGAACAGAUGUAUGGUACACAUGAGAGAGAAAGAGAGAGAGAGAGAGAGAGAGAGAGAGAGAGAGAGAGAGAGAGAGAGAGAGAGAGAGAGAGAGAGAGAGAGAGAGAGAGAGAUCUAAAAUAUCGAAUCAACAAAUCUAUUCGUUGAAAAGAAUUAAUUCGAGAAAUUUAUUAAUCACUUUUAAUUUAGGAUCAUUAAAUUCAUAAUCGCUUAAUAAUAUAAAAACGAAGGAGAAAGUUCUAAAGCAACUGUUAUCGUUGGAAAAUUUGUUUUGGUUUAUUAUUAUUUUCAUCGAAUAAUGAAAUAUGUGGAUAUCGAAAGAGUAAUAAAAGCUCGAAGAGAGCAUCGGAAACGCUUUGAUCGAAUUACCACAAUGCGUAGCAUCUAUCACAAACGUAUCCUGUUCGUUGUAGGAACGAUAAAAGGGAAUAAUAUCGAUUAUAUAAUCUAUACGUGAUGUCCAGUGUAAAAUAUGCGAGCCGAUGUUAUAUCGUUCGAUUUUUCUUCUUUUUAAAUUCUCUUCCCGACUACCGUUUACUUUGUAGUCAAAGAAGUGACAUUUCGCGAUUAAAAACCUCUUCAAUAAUACGCUUUUAUAUUUCUUUUUAGGAAUCGUUCUAUACUCUUACAGUAGCACAGCCGUUAUCGAUUUUAUUUCAUAAAUUAAGCGCAUUUAAAAGGGACCAAUAAAAAACAAGCGAUAAAUUUUCUACGAAUGUAACAUCAGUAUUUCUCUCAUAUAUGUAAAUGUCUGUUUUCUUGAUUUACAACACAACGAGAGAUAGACGUUUCUUUAAUCUAAAUACCAGACUAGGAAGAGAAAUGAUAUAUUUUAUUCUAUGAAGUAUACAUACAUAUAUACGUAUGUAUAUAGGAUCUAUCGAAAUGAAUAUAAUGUUAAUCUAUAAAAUUUCUUUUUAUUUUUUCUUUUCUUUUUUUUUUUUUUUUAUAAGAUAAAAAACUUUCAUAGCGAUUUUUAUUCAACUUUUUAUUCAAAAUUUAAUUAAUCGACAUGUUAAAAGACAUUUUGAUAUAUCCCAUUAAUAUAAUAAACAAGAUCAUUUAUCUCUAUAAAAAUUUCUUCGUUUGAGAUAGGAAAAUGAAAAUCUAUUCGGUCGACAUGACGAAAAGAUACUAGAGGAAGAGAGGGAGAGAGAGAGAGAAAGAGAAAGAUAAACGAAAAUCCGGUGAAGAGUGAACGAGAUAAGGAAAGUUCGUUACACUUGGCUCAGUCUACCAAGAGCGUUUGAUAUACGAGCCUUGGCAGAGGACUCGUACGAACAACGAGUUCUCCGAUCGUGAGUAAGUAGGUACCACCAAAGCUUUCAAGCUCUAACCAUUAGAUCGUAUCGUGGAAUUUGAUAAACAAUCGAGCCACCUUCUGGAUCUUCUUCCCGACGCGUAAAAAUACGUAACCGUGCCCCUUAAUCUGUUAACUGUAUUCGUCGCAAGUAUACUCGUUGCGAAGAGAUGGCAAUUUUUUUUGUGUUAUGAAGUUAUGCCAAAAGAAAUUACCUUUUAUCAAUAUUUUAAAUUAAAAUUUUAUUGCUAACUAUGUAUAUUCGUAAAUUUUAUGAUAUUUUAUUUAUGUUUGGGGAAAUAAAAAGCCAUAAAAAAAAUUUUUUUAAUUCAUUUGAAAACAAAAAUAUUGCACAGCUUGAUAGAUAAAAUAUUUAGAAAAAGUCUAGCAAAAUGAACACGGAGAAAUUGUCAUAAUUCCAACAUUUACUGUCAUUCAUUACUAAAUAAUUUUCAUUCGUUGAAAUAGCUAUCUGUUGUAUUUUAGAUCUUUGCCUCCCUCGUUCGAGAAUUGUACAGGGGAUAGAAUAGGACAGAUUUGUGUUUUCUUCAUGAUAUUUAUGAGUUCAAGCAAUAAAAUUAUUAAUCUUUUAAAAAAUCAAUCACUAUUUUUAAAUAAUUUCAUUCAAUUGUACAGUGGUUAUAUAUAUUUUGUGUUUGAUCAGUAAAUUCGUCAUCUCUUAAUUUUUGUCACAUAACUUAUAUAUACGCUUUUAAAAUAAAUUUAUACGGUUAACAGGUUAAAAUAAAAAAUAUAUCUCCAUUUAUAGAGAGAUAUAUCAGUUUAUAUGUCUUAUUAUUUUUAAAAAAAUCAAUUGAAUAUAAUCCGAACUUUUUCUCUCUUUUUCUCUCUCUCUCUUUCUCUCUCGUUUGAAAUUUCGUUUUCUCUCUUCAAUUUUCAGGGUAAUUUUUAUAAUCGGAAGAGAUCAUCAAAUAAAUUAGGGUAAAGUUUAUUUGAUUAUCUAACGUAUAUAUAUAUACACACAUACACACACACACACACAUACACACACAUGCUAGACAUGUUAGACAACUUAAACAAGCUGAGAAGAUCAGAAGAAAAUCACGAGUUUUAGGGCAUAGAGAGAAAGCGACGAUAUCGGCAGGACAGGAAACGAGGGACUAUAAUUAAUUGCACCGGGGUCGUCGUUUAAACGUCGUUAAUUUUCAUUAUCUCGAUUGGUAUUCGCUUUUCGCAGUCCGUGUCUUGCUUUGGAACGCCACUAAUUCAGAGCUUCGUCCCGAUUACGUAGGUAGGAACCAUCGCAUUAAUAAUUCCGGCUGUCCUUGCAAAAUUUGUCAGCAAACUGUCUUUCUCACUCUCAUUCUCUCUCUCUCUCUCUUUCUCUCUCUCUCUCUCUCUCUUACUCUCACACAAAUACAUUCUCUCGCUCUCUCUCUCUCUCUCAUAUCCUUUCCGUAGCAAGGUUCACCUCGGAGCCUGGAGCGAGUGGCGAGCGACAACGUUAAUGUCGAGGUACACAGGAGCCAAACUCGGCCUCCGACGCAUUUCCAGCCGUGCAAGGACUAUGACGAUGCACUUUGCAUGUUGCCUGGAUUAUUAAAGCAAAGCGAGUGAAACCUAAUUAUCGUGUACGCUACGACCUGUAACCAUCCUUCUCUCUCUCUCCCUUUUUCUCUUGCACUCUCUCCCUCUCUUACUCUCCCAGCCUCUUUCUCUCUCUCUCUCUCUCUCUCUCUCUCUUUCUCUCUCUCUCUCUCUCUCUCCCUCUCUCUCUCUCUCUCUAUUCUUCUAUUUUCUCUAGCCUUGGCCGAACGGUUAAUUUUCAUCGCUUUCAUACUGUUUAUCGACGGUAACAACCUAACAACUAUGCGUUAUCGUCGUUGUUGUCUUGACAAUCUAUCGGAUGAUUGUUCUAUACUUUGUUACUUCUUUUUCUUUCUUUUCUUCAUUGUUUUCAUCUUGAUCGAAAUCUAAAAGAGAAGAUAACAUGUACGUGUUCACAUGACCUAUAUAACAGAAGACAUAUGUAGAUAUGCUUCCGACGUUAAUAAAUAUUCACUCGAGAAGAAUCAGCUGACCGAUCGGAAAAUGGAAGAAAUUACGAUGUGACACACGUAGAAUAAAUUUCAUUGAGAGUUUGAGACGCAUGCUCGAACGUUAUCCGGAUAUUCAUGAAUAUCCGGAUAUUCGAGUUGUCGAAUAAUAUCUACUUUCAUACCUACCUACCUACCUACCUACCUACCUACCUACCUACCUACCUACUAGUUCUAUCUUUGAUCUUUCGGAGUCGCUAACGAUCCGGCCUUGAACAAUCCUAUUUUCGACAUAUGUACGUACGUCUUUCUCUCUCUGGAUCGUCGAUCACGAAGUCUAUCCAAUGUUAGAUAUCACAUUGAAGGAUCUUUAGCACUGCCGUGCUAACCGUUCGGAUUCCAAAGUUCUACCGCUAGAAAAUCGAUCGAAUCGGAAGGUAGGUAUAGAUGUAUGUAGGUAGAUACUUCUCUUGAAGAGAAGACGGAACUUGUGUUCUUGAACUUUAUAUUAGUUACGCCCACGCGAUAAUCUAUCGCGAAGCCAAUCGUGAAGGGGAGCGUAUCUGCACGCAAAAAAUAUUUUCCUUUUAAUUUUUUUCACUUGAAAAUUACUAUCCACCGAUCGCAAACAGUUUAAAUACGUUCAAUGUAGGCAUAUGAAAAAUUGUUAUUCCUUUCCUGAUCAUUCUAAAUAUCAUAACAUCAACUUUCAGAAUCAUCGUUAUGUUCAUGGAUAUAAAUGUAAGAAACGAUCUCUACGAGACCAAGGCAAUUAAUAUUACUUGCGUUGUAAAGUUUAUUAAUACGAUAUUGUAACGCAACACAAGUACUGUCGAGCUAAUUGGCCUCGUACUUCCUACGAAGCUUGUUUAGUACGUAGUUUCGAAGGAAGUGUAAUCGAUCUAUCUAACCACCUAUCCCAUCACCCGUAUUUCGGGGGAAGAAUCAUGAUUAUUAUAAGGAAGACGUAUUAAUAUACCGAUAAUUAAUAUCUUCCGUCUAACUUUUGUCUUAUUUUAUAUUAAAUAUAUAUAUUCUUUAAAGGUAUUUGCGUACAUUUAGAAAAUUAAAAACAAUCGAUUUUUUUUAUUUUUGUUAUAUAUAUUUUUAUUCUAUAGCGAUAACCUUUAAGAGUAUUCUAUGAAAAUUUCAUCGGAAAAUUUAAAAGAUUUAAUACUUCAUCAGAAAAUUCAAAAAAUUGACCAAAUUACUUUCAUGUUUUUACAAGAAGAAGAAGAAAAGGAGGAAGGAAAGGAAACUCUUUUUUUCGUUGAAAUAAAAUUCGAGUAAAAUAAUGUCUUAAGAUUCAGGAACAAUAAAUUUUCCUUGACAAUGCAAUACUCGAUUUAACAAAGAAAAAAGAAAAAAAAAAUGAAAAAAAAAAAUAAAGAAAAAAAUAGGGCCAAUAUCUAUCUAUGUUUCACGAUUGUUAGCCUCAGGUAAUGUGAUCGAAGACAACUCGAAUCGUUAUUCUAGCUAAUAGAAAAUCUCGUUAUUAGAAACGAAGGCGAGAUAGAAGGCGCGUUCAAUAGAUGUAGUAAACGUUCGUUUCGUGCUUUAACUACAAAGCUGAAGCUUAACCAGUACUAUUGUAGGGCAACGAUUACACGACCGAUUGACUAACGAACGCCGAUCGACGAGUGAAAGAGAGAAAGAAAGACAGAGAGAAAGAGAUGGAUGGAUAGAUAGAGAGAAGAGAACGAGACUCGGGUAAUAUAAUGAUUGGUCGUCGCGCUGAUUUGGACGCUGUUACAGACUCAAUUACGCGCCUCGGAGCAUGGGCCUCUGAUAUAUUUUCCUCUCCUACCCUCUCUCUCUCUUUCUCUUUCUCUCUCACUCAUUCACUCACUCAUUCACUCUCACUCACUCACUCUCUCUCUCUCUCUCUCUCUUUCUCUCUCUCUCUCUUUCUCUUUGUCUCUCUUUCUCUGACACGCUGGAACUUUGAUCCCUAGCGUGUCGGCGGUCUCGGAAUGAAAUUAAACGGACUAUGCGAGCAAAUAACGAAAAUUAGCGUCCGGUAGCUAACUCGGCCCGAUUUUUGUCGUUAGUUCUUGCUAAAACUUUUCAAAAAAAAAAAAAAAAAAAAAAAAAAAAGAAGAGAAAACAAGGAAAAAAAAACGAAAGAAAAACAAAGCAAAACCUCUUGGAAAAGUACGAAUAAUUCACGAGAUUCCUUACAGAUUUCAUUCUAUUGGAAAAUUCUUUUCUUUUUUUUAUUUAUUUAUUUAUUUAUUUAUUUAUUUAUCUAUUUCUUUUUUUCUUUUAUUUUCUUUCGAUUUUUCUUCUACCUUGUAAGAUUUAAUUUUUAUUGGAUACUCUUGUCGUGUAGAUCGCGGAUCCAUUAAAACGAUUGGAAAUUGUUUCGCGAUGAUCCGAGCAUGUAAUGGCUGGUAUUACGAUGCUAUUACGAAGGAGGAUGAGUACCGAGAGCCUCGCAACCGCAUCGUCUUUCCUUCUUAUCGAAAGGAAAGAUCGCGAAACUCGCUCUUUCCUUAUUUUACGUACAUAUAUAUAUAUAUAUAUAUAUAUAUAUAUAUAUAUAUACAUAUAUAUACAGGACAUAAAUACGUAUUACAAACAAACGAUGGAGAAGAAAUCGUUUGCCAUGUCCUCUUCUAAAGAUCCUGUUUAUUUCGGCUAAAGGCAACCUUUCUAUCCUUUUCCACGACGAUAUCUAUAUUCAACAGCUUUCAUAAAGAAUUAGAUUUGUAUUGUUAUUCCGUCACGUUAUCGAGUUAAUUGGCCGAUGGUGAGUUAGAUAGGUGGACAGACAGAUAGAUUGAUAGGCAGAUAGACAGAUAGUAAGCGGUAUCAAGGGAUCGUUAGGAAUGCGUCUCCUCGCGAAUCGUGUAAUUGGCUUGUCGAUGCACGUAAUUGCUUAGAAUUGCGUGUUACCCUCGACUGACCUACAUUACGUUUGCCAAAGAAUUGAAAGAUUAUUGUAUUACGAAAUCAAAUAAAAAAAGAAGGAGAGAAAUACAAAGAGAAAAAAAUAAAAAAUAAAGAUUAUAAGAUAUAUAAAAGAAUAAUAUAAGAUGUAACGUUCUGGAAAGCGUGACUAAUAAUAUCAAAGAAAGUAAUUUUAUGUCAUCGACAUCAAGAUAAAAGGAAAUCUUUAAUCUAGGAUCUUAUUUAUCGGUUACCACGAAUGUAAUCACCAUUCAUCGUUCAGGUGCGACGUCGUCGAGGCAUAACUUCCGUCUUAACGUGUUCACCUUUUUAGUACGACCUACGUGUUCUUCCUACCACUGUAAAGUAGAUGCUUUUAUAUAAGGACGGUUGUUCUCGACGCUAGGAAAUUCCUAGAGUCCGCGGAGCGUUUAAACGUUCCGAUUAUACACCGUUGAAGGAUUUUCUUCGUACUCGUGCACUGGUGGUAGCAGUAAGAGAAGAGAAGAGAUGGUGGUGAAGGAUGUAAAAGAAAAGAAAAGAAAAAAAAAAAAAGAAAAAAAAAAGAAAAGAAAAGAGAAAAAAAAGAGGAAAAAAAGGAAAAGAAGAAGAAGAAGAAGGAAAAGAAGAUUCACCUCCCGACACCGCCAAGAAAUUCUAACGAUCGAGGUCCUCAGGUUAAUUGCGGCUCCUCGAACGCGUGCGUACACCCGCUCUAGGACUCCCGCGACGUCGAGAAGGGCCGUUAAGGAGGGCCCCGUGGGACCCCUACGUCAUUCUCUUCUUCUCCUUCCUUUCAAUUCUUGCUCUUUCACGUAGGUCUCCACCUUUACCGGGCGUGGGACCGACCAACCACAAAUUUUUCUUCGAACGCACCUAUAGCCUCUUCAAGAUUAGUUUUCAUUUUUCUUUUUUGUUAUCUUUUGCUUUAGGUUCGUAUACUUCACGAACGAAUAAACGUUUUCCCGCCAAAAAUAAAGGUCGACCAUAUCGGGCUCUUCCUUCUGCUCUUGAAUCUUUUUUCUCUUUAUUUUUUGACUUGUUUUUUGUUUUUCCUUUUUUUUUCGUUUUUUUCUCUCUCUCUUUUUUUUUUUUUCAAAUUCGCUCGAAACGAUCUCAAAGAGAAAAAUUUGAUUCCACUUCGAAUCUCUGUCGUUUCAUCGCGAAAAGUCAGGGCAGCUUUCCGCAUGAAUUUAUUUCCGACUAUACGAAUAAAUAAACGAUGCUCCAAUCGAUUCAGGCAAGCUCGAAAAGCGCGACGAGUGGAACCAUAUGAAAGGCGGAUCAUUAAAGUUUUUCGGUCGCUUACACCCGGUAGUAACGCGUGUUCAUCGUAGUCAUCAGGAUCGUGUCUGUCAUAUUUCUCGAUAUAUAGGGUGACCAAUUUUUAAUCCAACCACACGAAUAACAUUCAAAUUCGAAAAAAAAUAUUCACGCGCCAAUUCAUCUACAAGAUAAAUCCCGAAAUAUUCACAAUAUUUCGAACAAAUAACAAACAUUUUUUCCUUUAGACCGAUACUAAGUGCCCCCCAUUUUCACACUUCCAAUCUCCAUCAAAACAUUGCCAUAAAAUGAUUCCAUUCGAGUACUUUUCAUAAUGAUUUGUAAAAAAAAAAAAAAAAAGAAAAAAGAAACAAAAAAAGAAAAUAAAAAAGAACAUUAAAUGGGUAUUAAAAAAUCGCAAGACACCGAUUGGGGAACAGAAGGAUACCAGUUACGUGCCUGAGCGGGAGCGCACGCGAUUGGUUAGAGAGCGGGCGUAGGAGGUUGGAGGGGCAAGGUACAACGUCAUUAGAUAAGACAGUAACAUCGUGUGCCGGGGUUGGGCGAAAGGUGUCGAAACGGUUAGUAGAUUUGUUCGGCGCGAGGGUAGCCGCGUCGCGCCGGUGGCGCUUCGCUGUUGCGUGUGCGCGAGAAAGAGAGAGAGAGAGAGAGAGAGAGAGAGAGAGAAAGCGAAAGAGAGAGAGAGAGAGAGAGAGAGAGAUAGAUAGAGAGAGAGAGUGAGAGAGAAAGAGAUAGUGCGAGGGAGGUUGUGAGUGAAAGAGAGUGAGAGAAGGAGAGAAGGGAACGGGAACGAGGGUAUCGUGGCCUGGCGGAGCCCAGUCGAGUCCCGUGAGUCCGGGCAAGCACGGUGCUCUGUCUCUUUUAUCGUAGGUGGUGUGGUGGUGGUGGUGGUGGUGGUGGUGGUGUGGUACGCGCGCGGUGCUGGUGUAGGCGUCGUCCGGGACAGAGAGAGAGAGAGAGAGAGAAAGACAGAGAGAGAGAGAGAGAGAGAGAGAAAGAGAGAAAGAGAGAGAGAUCGGAGCCGCCAUCCCACGGAGGAAACGAGACGUCGUCGCCGUUUCGAAGACUUUCGGUUCGUCCGUCGUCUAGCGACACGCCUUCUUAUCGUUCUCUCGCAACUGUUCUCUCUCUUGGCGCGCGUGUCCUCCUCUUCGUCGCCGGUUAAAUUAUCGCGACGUAUCAUAUAUUCUUCUUCUCGGAGGAAAAACGAGAAGAAGAUGAAGAAGUAGAAGAGGAAGAAGAGAAAGAGGAAGAGGAAGUGGAAGAAGGAGGGUGAAGGUCUUUGUCGAGGACAAGAGAUAGAGAGAGAGAGAGAGAAAGAUAUAUAUAUAGAAAGAGAGAGAGAGAGAGAGAGAGAGAGAGAGAGUAAAAGAGAGAGAGAGAGAAAGAGAGAAAGAGAUAUAGGAGAGAAAAAGAGGGAAAGUGAAUUUAUGAGAAUGUGAAAAUUGAUGAUAAAUUUGACGAAUAUAGAGACAGACAGAGAGAGAGAGAGAGAGAGAGAGAGAGAGAGGGUGUCAAGAGUGACAGAGUUAGGGAUAAAUAAAGAUAGAGAUAGAAAUAUACAGAGAGAGAAAGAGAGAGAGAGCUAGGGAGAGAUAGGUAAUAUUAGAGUGAAAGAAAGAGAGAUAGAAGAGAGAACCGGCGUGCGUAAGCACGCGUCGAAGAAAGCACAGGGGCGGCCAAGGAAGGCGCGCAAGAGCUCUGCUCUGUUAGUCGGCAGAGGAGGAGGAGGAGGAGGAGUAAGAGGAGGAGGUGGAGGAGGAGGAGGAGGAGGGGUGGCGGGGCCAAAGCUGUCACUUCGAUCGCCAUUUUAGCGUUCGAGGCGGCGAGGAGAGCGCGAGUGCCGGGCAUGCGGUGCCGACGACGGAUCGGAGCGCCCUGCUACCGGACUUAGCCACCGGAUAACACCAAACUUUCCUUUUCUUUCUUUUCUUUCGUCAAGGAAGACAGGACAGAACACAACAAACGAAGAGGAACGAGCCCAGCCGGUACGAAAAAAAGGCAAGGAGAAUCCGGCGAAUGGUGACGGGGGAAUAAAGAAGAUCGCAGGAUCGUCGUAUAAAACGAAACUGUUCCUUUUAUUUUCUCUUGAUCUCUUUCUCGACGAAGAGAAAAGAAGAAACGUGGAG